Messenger RNA from Aspergillus clavatus NRRL 1, 1359 nucleotides. Its product is annotated as lipase ROG1 family protein. Bases 1 to 1359 code for a protein of 452 amino acids. Gene Ontology annotation, molecular function: monoacylglycerol lipase activity. NCBI's taxonomy places the organism in Eukaryota, Fungi, Ascomycota, Eurotiomycetes, Eurotiales, Aspergillaceae. The transcript is spliced from 2 exons. The record is from RefSeq and is a predicted model, not a curated record.
AUGGCGCAUAAAUCUGACCAUCUUUGUGUUCUAGUGCAUGGGCUCUGGGGUAACCCAUCUCAUCUUGAUUUUUUGAAGUCAUCGCUUCGAGAGCGCUAUGAUGAAGACCGUCUCUACAUCCUCGCCGCGAAGGGCAAUUCCGGAAAUUUUACCUACGAUGGGAUCGAGCUCGGGGGUGAGCGAUUGGCGCAUGAGAUCGAAGACACCUUGGGUAUAUUGGCAGGGGAGGGUAAUCACAUCACAAAGCUGAGCAUUGUCGGAUAUUCCUUGGGAGGCUUAGUGGCCAGGUAUGCGCUGGGUUUGCUCUACGCACGAGGAUGGUUCGACAAGUUGGAGCCUGUCAACUUCACGACAUUUGUCACGCCGCAUGUCGGCGUGAGAAUGCCAUUGAAGGGGUUUCAGGACCAUGUCUUCAAUGCCAUCGGAGCUCGAACUUUGUCCACGUCUGGAAGGCAACUGUUUCUGAUGGACAGUUUCCGUGACACUGGAAAACCUUUACUUAGUAUCCUAGCCGAUUCAGACAGUAUCUUCAUGCAAGCUCUGGCCAAGUUCAGGAAUCGUUCAGUAUACGGAAAUAUCGUCAAUGACCGCUCGACGCACUUCUUCACCACUGUUGUCUCGACAACGAAUCCAUUUCAGGAUUUGGGGAAUAAGAACGUGAAGUACGUGAAGGGCUAUGAGCCAGUUGUGAUCGAUCCCGAUGCGUACUUCCUGCCUCCAAAGGAAAAGAAACCACUUCCUUUUGCCUCUAGACUGUGGCAACAAAUCACUGGGUGGUUGACCAAGCUUUCAAUCUGGUUGCUCGUUAUUGUUCUUGUCCCUAUUGCAAUCUCGCUGUUCCUUCUGAACGCCGUCGUGCAGACAUAUCGCAGUCGUCAGCGGAUUCGGCUUCACGAGGAUGGCAAGGCCGGGGUACUUCUUUCGAACUACCGAGUACCGAUCAUUGUCAAAGACGUUCAAAGCGCGGUAGAAGGUGCUUUUGAAAAUGUGAAUGGGAUGCAGGAUCCGGAUUAUUUGCCCAACAUAAGCAACGAUACCAGUAAGACAGGCGCACCGCUGCGGACAUCGGCCGUGACGGUUGGGGAUUCCUUGGGGAGCAAUGAUAAUACAGACCAAACGUCAACACUAAUGUCCGAUGAUGUUUGUGGAGAUGAAAAAUCCCCGACACUGGCUCUGACGCCAGCGCAAUUCUCCAUCAUCAACUCCCUCAAUUCCGUGGGUUUCCGAAAAUACCCGGUAUGGAUCCAUAACCAUCGCCAUAGCCAUGCUGCCAUCAUCGUGCGAGUGCCCAAGAAGGGAUUCGAAGAAGGUGGGACUGUUGUGAAGCAUUGGCUCGAUAACGGCUUCGAUAUCGAAUGA